Molecule: messenger RNA, 3310 nt
Organism: Gambusia affinis (western mosquitofish)
Lineage: Eukaryota; Metazoa; Chordata; Actinopteri; Cyprinodontiformes; Poeciliidae
Gene: sar1aa
Product: secretion associated, Ras related GTPase 1Aa
Exons: 7
Coding region: 101-697 (198 amino acids)
Biological process (GO): vesicle organization; endoplasmic reticulum to Golgi vesicle-mediated transport; intracellular protein transport
Cellular component (GO): COPII vesicle coat; endoplasmic reticulum exit site
Molecular function (GO): GTP binding; GTPase activity
Source: RefSeq, a predicted model, not a curated record
CGAAUAAGAAAAGGAGCCUCUCUGAUUGACUGUUUCCAAGGAGACCGCUGACUGCCGAGAACUGGGAUAAGACUCGGUACUCUAGGAAGACACCAUCAGAAUGUCGUUUUUGUUUGACUGGAUCUACAGAGGGAUUAGCAGUGUUUUACAGUUUUUAGGUUUGUACAGAAAGACAGGGAAGCUGGUAUUCUUGGGUCUAGAUAAUGCUGGUAAAACAACACUCCUGCACAUGUUAAAAGAUGACAGACUUGGACAGCACGUACCAACACUUCAUCCAACCUCGGAGGAGCUGACAAUUGGUGGGAUGACAUUUACGACAUUUGAUUUGGGAGGACAUGUACAAGCUCGCAGAGUUUGGAAGAACUACCUGCCAGCUGUGAAUGGCAUUGUCUUUCUUGUCGACGCCGCUGAUCAUGAAAGACUUGCAGAAUCAAAGACUGAGCUUGAUGCUCUCCUUUCCGAUGAAACCAUAGCCAGCGUCCCAGUGUUGGUGUUGGGGAAUAAAAUUGACCGUCCGGAGGCCAUCAGUGAAGGAGGACUGAGAGGAGCUUUUUGUCUUGAUGGCCAGGUCACAGGAAAGGGAAACAUGUCUGUGAAAGAGCAGAACGUUCGCCCGCUGGAGAUUUUCAUGUGCAGCGUUUUGAAGAAACAAGGCUACGGGGAAGGCUUUAGAUGGUUGUCGCAAUACAUCGACUGACACAAAGGAAAAAUCAGAGAGGAUCUAUCUGACUCGUUCACGUGAAACUUGAUGAAGACUAUCAAGAAGCGACAAUUGUAAUCAUAUUUUAAUCAGAUUUUCACAUUUUAAAACAUUAACUUUCAUCAUUUAAUUCUCUCUAUGCAAACAAAGAACUGGUUUAUUAAUGUGAGAAAGUUGCACAGCAUGUUUAGUACCUAAUUAUAAAAUAUGAAGAGCCAGAUACGCUGCAGGAGUGUAGAUUUGUGUUCCACUGUCCUGAAUUAUUUAUUGUUUAAGACAUCAGCUACUUGAUUUUGUAUUUAUUAAUAGGUGUAUGAUGAAUUUUAAAAUCUCGCUUAUAUUGCGCUGAGUGGCUUAAAGCCUGUAUGAUUUCUAACAGAGAUAGCAGGGAUUUAGAUUAGAUUUUUGGAACAGUUCCAUGAACAAAUAAAGAAAUAGAGAGGAUUAAUUUUGAUCUGAAUUAAUCUGAUGAUACGCAACCUCUACCUCCGAAGCACAAAGCCAAAUAUGUAUGGUAACUUCCUGGGGCUAACAAGGCAAUAGAUUGGGGUUCAACGAAAAUAUCAUCUUUGCUGAGCACUAAACCAGAAUGACACCAGAUCCCCUUAACAAACCAAAAAGGAAGGGUACGUCUGAUAUGUUCAAAUUAAACAUCUCAUUAAUGGCAGACGUUUUAAUUUCUUCUGCCAUUUAUUAAGGUUUUAUUUAUCCAAUAUGUUGCUCAGAGACAAUAGCAUAGGUACAAGAUCUAUUCUAAGAAUAUCAGUUGCACUUUUUGGUUGCAGAAGUCUUUAGAUGGGUUUUAAACGUUCCCACAGAGAUUAGCCAGAAUAGCUUCCUAUAUAAAAAUACAUCAGUGAUAUUUUCUCCUUAGCCUUAAUAAGGACGAACACAGCAGAUUAUAAAGUGUUGCAAAAUGCUGUUGUCAAAUGAUGCAUUCUGUUCAAUGAAUAUGAUAUUAAUGUAAAUCGCAGCGACUCGCAAAAUCUAAAGAGCAAAGGAAGCAUCUCUGCAUUUAUUAAAUGCUGCCUGACCAAAUUUUUUAUUCAUUUAAAAUAAUUCAAAUUAAUUCAAAGACAAAACCCAGCAUUCUGUCUACAGCACAAUGACAGUAAUAAUGGCUUUCUUUUUACAUGUGCAAAAGCAAUAAAGCAAAAAAUAAAAAAAGCCAGAUGCAUUAAAACAUGUUUACUGAAUGCUCAAUAUGCACCCUAUCAUCCAGACAAGUAUUUGUAGGAAGGUAGUCUUUUAACAUGGUCCCCCGCUUGGGUAGAAGUACCAACAUUAUUUUAAAUUUGGCAAUGAGUAUCAGAAAAAAAAACAUAAAAUUUUCUUUACUCAAAGAACUAGCUUAAAUAGUGAUAUCUGUAGCUACUAGAAGACAAUUUAAAGCUCACCAUCUGUUUGUCUCAGAGUAGAUCCAAACAAAAAUCCAACAUAAAGGUGAACUUUAGCUGAACUUUCCAAUGUUAUUAACAAAUCUGGGAAAUGAGAUGGGGCCUAAAACUGAACCCUGGAGUUCCCCUUUCAGUGUCUUCAGAAAACUGGGCUUAUGUUCAUCUCUUAUACCUGAAAGGUAACUUCUAAUCCCCAUCACUUAAACCAGUAUUAGUGUCAUGGGUAAUGAGCACAGUACCAUUAAUGUGUAGCUUGCAAUUAAUGUCUUGAAGAAAUUAUUUAUUUAUUUAUUUAUGUACUGAGAAUGAAUACAUGAUGGCAGUAAUUAUGACUUCUUCUAAAAAUAUCAGAAAGUAAUAAAGAAGAAUAGCCAGCGGUAAUGUAGCACCCAGACGAGUGUACUCCUCUGGAUGUGAAAAUCAAAGACUGUAAUUAGUUCUCCGCCUGUUCGUCUUUUCAAUUUGUUAGUAUUAAGUGCAGCCUCCCCAUUCUGCCACUUCCUGUUAGUUAUGGUCUUUCUUUAAUUAAGCUCUGAUUUAAGUCCAAUUUAAAGUGGCGAAAAUUUAAACAAGAGCUGAAAAUUAAUGGCUAGUAAUAUUUUGAUGUCUAAUUAGUAUUUAGCUUUAAGUGCUUCUAAUGUACUUUUUGAUUAUCUGAAAAGAUAUGAGAGUGCACUUUGGGAGAUGAAUAAAAAUGUUGGUUGUGGUCUGUUUCUAAAAGUAUCAUCUUGUCUGUUUUCCAUUGAUGGGGAAGGUUUCAGUUUUUGUCUUUAAAAACCUAAAGGACGAAUAUUAUGUGACACUUGAAUAUAACAGAUUUCUGCAUCUUUUAUUAACAAGGUAAACUUUAAAAAAAUUUGGUGUAAUAAUGAUGCAAAUAAGUAAUGAAUCAUUUAUUCAUAUUUUCUACAGGUUACAAGUGUUAAAAUGUGUUUGCUUCCAUCAGUUUUUUUAUUUCAAAAACUUACUCUACCAGUUGCUGAACUUCCAUAAAUUAUGUAAAAUACAUAUAUAAAUUUUUGUACAGUUGCCACCUUUGAGAAGGCACUUCAAAGGAAGAAUGCUGUUUGUAUUCUAAUAAAUAUUUUUGAGAAAAAGAAAAAGAUGUUCAGUGAAUUUAAACAAAAGUUGCAUCCAGCCAGCAGAAUGAGAUAGAUAGUCUAGCUCUUGUAAGUAAUUGAAAUAAUAAUAAAAUCUGAUUUUUAUAUCCAAA